This is a messenger RNA of Rotaria sp. Silwood2, 405 nucleotides long. The record is from the annotation of a GenBank genome assembly. NCBI's taxonomy places the organism in Eukaryota, Metazoa, Rotifera, Eurotatoria, Philodinida, Philodinidae.
AUGAAAAUCUUUUUAGAUACUUAUAAUAAAUGUGGUUGUAUGAGAAAAGAACAUAUGUAUAUUACUUAUGAAGUUCGUAAAUUUAUUACUAAUAUUGUAACGAACAGUAAGAAUAUAACACAAUCUCCAAUCGAUGGAAUUGAACAACUUAUUAAAGAUUUAAAAGAAGAACAAGAAGCUAUUAUUAAAGUUUGUACUCAGUUAGGACAAUUUCUUCGUGCAAAUGCACUUAGUCCAGUAAACGAUAAUAUUUUGGAAUAUAUUGAAGAUUUUAUUCGAGAAGAAAAAACAAAAAGGAGUGCUGAAGUUCAAAAUGAUGGUGUUAUUGUUGGUUUAGAAAAAUUACUAGUUGAUUAUAAAAAUGAAAUGAAUAUUCUUCAACAACAAUUCAUCAGAUUCUACUGA